Messenger RNA from Suillus clintonianus, 1227 nucleotides. RefSeq lists its product as uncharacterized. The record is from RefSeq and is a predicted model, not a curated record. The coding region runs from base 1 to 1227 and encodes 408 amino acids. Lineage: Eukaryota; Fungi; Basidiomycota; Agaricomycetes; Boletales; Suillaceae. The transcript is spliced from 2 exons.
AUGGCAAAACAUCAUUUGCGCUCUAACAGUACCAACACAAGCAUCCCCAAGCCAAUUUCAUCUGCUUCUACGAUCUGCCCAUCCGUCCACACCAAUACACUCCAAGCACCUAUCGUACACGGGGCUGGGCCGAUCACCACAGUGAUGUCAACGCCGACUUCUAAGAUCACGGCCAUCACCCUGAGUCACACCGAUCUCGAAAAGAUUGAGCUUCUCGAUCGUGGCCAGAACAACUGGGGCACGUGGUCUGCCAAAAUACACAACUAUCUACUCCUUAAACACGGAGGAGGUUACUUACUCGGCGUCAUACCACAUCCCAAUGACAUCCUAGAUCCCGCGGGUGCCAGUACUUGGGACCUUAACAACCUUUGUAUCGUAACAGCGCUUAGCACUCGCUCUUGCACAGAGGACCAGGAUUUCCUACUCCCCUUCACCGAAGUGCAUGCCGCCUGGUUGUCGCUUAAACCUCACCAUGAGCAAGUAGGACCUAUCGCUCAGAUUCUGCUGAUCCAACAGGCCUUGUCACCGACACCAUCAUCAUUAGCACACCCUCUACUCCCUAUGGUCCCGUCAAUAUUUGUUCCCACCUCAAACUGGAACAACAGCUCGUCGACAAUGACAAAGGGAAGGGGUCCGGUGACGUCGCCAUGUUGGCUUCAAACAAAGGGAAGCAACCUAACCGCAGCCACCCCCCAUGCACAGAUUGUGGCCAAUCUACCCACUCCAGCUGCUGCACCACUUGCGGCGGGGGGCACUAUGGAAGAAAAGAAGGACAAAAUUAUUGUGCGCCGUCGUGCAGCACGAGCAGGUGGAGGCGGUGGUACUACAGGUUCUGCAAAACCCCCUGGACCCACUACCUCGUGUCCAACCAAGGGAGCAUCUACUGGCAAACCCGGUGGAUUACACUACAACACAAACGGUCGUGCUUAUCUCCUGGACGCUGAGACCCAUGAGGCCAUCUUCGUCGCCUCCACCCCUGGCAACACUACACCAACCCAAGAAUUCGCGGGUCUUGCGCAUGAUACUCUUUCAUCAGCCUUUAUCGAGGACUUACCUGACGACGCUUUUGACACGUUGUUCGCUGCCAUUGACCUCCAAGCUAGCGUCGACUGGCAUACCCACUCUCAGUCUGUCGACUUCGCGGGUAUAACCUACAAAGCUCCCAACCAAUGUGCGCGUACUCCAAUCGACCCAUCUGUCGUACCGUUUUUUCUCGAUACCUGCUAA